AUGUCUGUGGUACAUCGGUUGACAGCAGGGUGGCUUGUGGAUCAUCUCUCUUUCAUCAACCAGUGUGGCUACGAGGUCUGUGACUCCUUUGCAUACCCUGGUGGUGUCACUCUCGAUACUUCUCUUGGAGAUUGUCAUGCUACUUCUACCUUUGCUGCCACCUCCUCAUCAAGCGAUGGUCCUAUUCCUGGUCUUGGAGAUGCGGUAGAGACAGAAGGUAAAACAGCAAAGAAGAGAUAUGUGUUUCGGGAGGAGUUCUUUGACAUUUCAAAGCCCCAUAUACCUGCAGCUCCUGAGGAACAGCUAUGGCAGGGAUGCCCUGAAGUGAGUCUCACAGAAGUCAAGGCCAGCGGCAACAGAGGGGAACACUGUGAAGAAACCAAGAGUGGCAUUGGAGAGUCUGUUGCUGGUGCUAGGAAGAAACGUAAAAGGAAAUGUGUAUUCAACCAAGGUGAAGUAGAUGCUUUAGAAUACCAUUCAAAGGUCAGGAAGCUCAUUUGGGAAGGCAGUUUGCAUUUAGUCCAAGAAGGACUCAAAAGUGGUUUUCUUCACCGCACUACUGCAGAACUCAGUUGCAGGAAGAAUGUUGUUCCUGGACAUGUUGGCUGCGGAUUGGCUGAAUUAUGUGAAAUGGCAAAGCAAUUUCCAGCUGGGAGUGAAAGCGACCAUCAAGCUGUACAUGUGCUAGAUGAUGAAACCUCCAUUCCAGAGCAGGACCUGCUUUCGUGUGUUACAGAAAACAGCUCAAACUGUGCAAAGAUAGUUGUGUUAAUGGGGCAGAAGUACUUGGUGCCACCGAAAAGCAGUUUCCUUUUAUCUGAUAUUUCAUGUUUACAGUCCCUGCUGAACUACAAGAAAAAGUAUCAUGUAAUUGUGAUUGAUCCACCAUGGGAGAACAAGUCUGUUAAAAGAAGCAACAGAUACAACCACUUGUCUUCAUGGCAAAUCAAGCAGAUUCCUGUACCAGCACUUGCUGCUCCAAAUUGUCUUGUGGUCAUGUGGGUGACUAAUAGACAGAAACACUUACGUUUCGUUAAGGAUGAACUUUAUCCUCAUUGGUCUGUGAAGACACUUGCUGAGUGGCACUGGGUAAAAAUUACUAGAGCUGGAGAAUUUGUAUUCCCUUUGGAUCACAAAAAACCCUAUGAAGUCCUUGUAUUGGGGAGAGUGCAAGGAGAUGUAAAGGAAGGCUUAAGGAAAUCUGAAGAUGUACUUCCAAUUCCAGAACAUAAGUUAAUUGUCAGCAUACCCUGCAGUCUGCAUUCACAUAAACCCCCUCUUACUGCGGUUCUGGCAGAGUUUAUCAAGCCAGAUGUGGAAUGCUUGGAGUUGUUUGCUCGCAACCUACAGCCUGGCUGGACCAGCUGGGGAAACGAGGUUUUGAAGUUUCAGCACGUGGAUUAUUUCACUCUUCUGCAGAAUGAAAACUGA
Molecule: messenger RNA, 1431 nt
Organism: Charadrius vociferus (killdeer)
Lineage: Eukaryota; Metazoa; Chordata; Aves; Charadriiformes; Charadriidae
Gene: METTL4
Product: methyltransferase like 4
Cellular component (GO): cytosol; RNA N6-methyladenosine methyltransferase complex; nucleus
Molecular function (GO): site-specific DNA-methyltransferase (adenine-specific) activity; nucleic acid binding; RNA methyltransferase activity
Source: RefSeq, a predicted model, not a curated record